AUGAAAAGGUUUAACUUUAAUAAUUUAUAUAUAUAUGAUAAAUUAAUUUCAUCCACAAUAAUAUGUUUGAUUUUAUCGUUUAAUGUGUUAGCUCAUAUCGAUAAUAAUGAUAAUGAUAAUGAUAAUUCCUUAUUUAAUAGUGGCUUACUCAUACCAAAGAGUAAUUCUCAAAUUUUAGAAGCAACUUUAAAUCUAGGUAGAAAUAAUAAUAAUGGUGAUGAUGAUAAAUGUCCACCAUGUUUUAAUUGUAUGUUACCCAUUUUUGAAUGUAAACAAUACUCCCAAUGUAAUGAAUUUAGUGGUAGAUGUGAUUGUAUUGAUGGUUUUGGAGGAGAUGAUUGUUCUAUCCCAUUAUGUGGUUCAUUAGCCGAGAAUAAUAAUAAUAGACCUCAACGUUCUUCAAAUGAUACUUCAUGUCUUUGUGAUGAGGGUUGGAGUGGAAUUAAUUGUAAUAUUUGUGAAGAAGAUUCUGUUUGUGAUAUAUUUAUGCCAGAUAAAAGUCUUAAAGGUACAUGUUAUAAAAAAGGAAUGAUUGUUAAUAAAUUAUAUCAAGCUUGUAAUGUAACAAAUCAAAAAAUUUUACAAAUUCUUAAUGGGAAGUUACCACAAGCAACAUUUUCAUGUGAUAAAGAAAAAGAUUUAUGUAAUUUUCAGUUUUGGAUUGAUCAAAUCGAAAGUUUUUAUUGUGAAUUAGAUACUUGUCAAUUUAAUUAUGAUACCUCUAAAAAUACAUCUCAUUAUAAUUGUGAUAAUGUUAAAUGCAAAUGUUUACCAGGAACAAUGCUAUGUGGUGCAAAUGGAUCUAUUGAUAUUGGAGAAUUUUUAUCUGAAACUAUUAAAGGUCCAGGUGAUUUUACUUGCGAUUUAGAAAAUAAAAAAUGUGUCUUUUCAGAACCUUCAAUGAAUGAUUUAAUAUCAACGAUUUUUGGUGAUCCUUAUAUUUCUUUAAAAUGUGAAUCAGGAGAAUGUUUACAUUAUAGUGAAAUUCCAGGUUAUAAAUCACCAGAUGGUCAAGGAAAUAUGACCCUUAGAGGUAAAAUAAUACUAACAUUAACUUCAAUAACUGUAUUAGCUAUAGCUACAAUGACUGUUUUUUAUAUCUCUAACUCUCCACUUUUUAAACAUUCAAUUUUCUUAGGUGAUAAUAGUGAUUUAACAAGAGAUAUUGAUGAUAAUAAUAAUUUUUUAAAGAGUGAUUUAUUAACAACAUUUAGUUUUGAAAAUAUUAAUUAUUCAGUUCCAUCGAUUGAUUCAAAAAAAUCAAAAUUAAUGACCACAGUACUUAAAAAUAUUACAGGAUGUGUAAAACCGGGACAAAUGUUAGCUAUUAUGGGUGGUUCAGGAGCAGGUAAGACUACUUUGUUAGAUAUUUUAGCAAUGAAACGUAAAUCUGGUUCUGUAGAAGGCACGAUUAGAAUAAAUGGUAUUGAAGUCCCUCGUAAACAAUUCUCGAAAUUGAUCGGAUUUGUUGAUCAAGAAAACUAUUUGUUACCAACAUUGACUGUAUAUGAAACUAUUUUGAAUAGUGCUUUAUUACGUUUACCAAGAUCAAUGUCUCUAAGAGCUAAACAAGCAAGAGUCAUUCAAGUAUUAGAACAAUUAAGAAUUUUUGAUAUUAAAGAUCGUAUCAUUGGAGAUGAAUUUCAAAGAGGAAUAUCUGGUGGUGAAAAGAGACGUGUUUCAAUUGCAUGUGAACUUGUGACAUCUCCAUUGAUCUUAUUCUUAGAUGAACCAACAUCUGGAUUAGAUGCAAAUAAUGCAAACAAUGUUGUUGAAUGUCUAUGGAAAUUAGCAAAAGAUUAUAAUAGAACAUUAGUAUUAUCUAUUCAUCAACCAAGAUCUAAUAUUUUUAAUCUUUUUGAUAAAUUGGUAUUAUUGAGUAAUGGUAAUAUGAUAUAUUCUGGUGAUACAAUUAGUAUCAAUGAAUAUUUAUUAAAUAGUGGUUUUAAAUGUCCACCCAAUUAUAAUGUUGCAGAUUAUUUAAUUGAUAUUACAUUUGGUUCUAAUAAGAAAUUUGACAGUAUCCUUAAUACUCAUGAUUUAGAACAUGGAAUUAUUGAAGUUGAUGAACAAGGACAAAAUAGCAUGUCACCUAACAUCAAAUAUGAUACUAAUAAUCCAUUAGGUUCUCAUUCCUUAAAUAGAAGUACUACUCAAAAUGAAUGGGAACAUUUUGCUGAACAUCGAGAUGAAAUGAGAGGUUUGUUACAAGAUGGUGAAGAAGAAAUUCCCAAUGGUGAAAAUAUUAUAGAAUUAUCAAAUACUGAAUUUUUAACAGAAAAAUAUAAAGAUAGUCCAUAUUAUGCAACAUUAUUACAAGAGAUAUCAGAUAUUAAUAAUUUUGAUAAUACUGAAAGUAUAUCAUUAAUUGAACAAAUUGAAAUACCAAGAAAGCAUAAACCUGCAACAUUUUUCCAACAGUUAUCAAUACUUUGUUCAAGAUCAUUUAAAAAUAUUUAUAGGAAUCCCAAGCUAUUAUUAGCCAAUUAUUUAUUAACAAUUUUAUUAAGUUUAUUUUUAGGAACAUUAUAUUAUAAUAUUAGUAUUGAUAUUAGUGGAUUUCAAAAUCGUAUGGGAUUAUUUUUUUUCAUUUUAACAUAUUUUGGAUUUGUUACAUUUACUGGAUUAAGUUCAUUUUCACAAGAAAGAUUAAUUUUUUUAAAAGAAAGAUCAAAUAAUUAUUAUUCUCCAUUAGCUUAUUAUAUUAGUAAAAUAAUAAGUGAUUUAUUACCAUUAAGAGUUAUACCACCAAUAAUAAUGAUAAUAAUAAUUUAUCCAUUAAUUGGAUUAAAUAAUGAUAAUAAUGAAAAUUCAUUUUUAAAAUGUAUUUUAAUAUUAAUAUUAUUUAAUGUUGGUAUUGCAUUAGAGAUUUUAUCAUUAGGUAUAAUUUUUGAAAAUCUUAAUAAUUCGAUUAUUGUUAGUGUAAUGAUAUUAUUGAUUUCAAUACUUUUCAGUGGGUUAUUUAUUAAUACACAAGAAUUAACCAAUAUUGUAUUUAAAAAUUUAAAAAAUUUAUCAAUUUUUUAUUAUGCAUAUGAAUCUUUAUUAAUCAAUGAAGUUAAAACCUUAAUGUUGAAGGAGAAAAAAUUUGGUUUAAAUAUUGAAGUACCUGGUGCAACGAUAUUAAGUACAUUUGGAUUUAAGAUACAAAAUUUAAUAUUUGAUUUAAAAAUUUUAUUUUUAUUUAAUAUUAUUUUUUUAAUUGUUGGUUAUUUAUCAUUAAAAUUAAUUGUUAUUGAACAAAGAUAA
Messenger RNA from Maudiozyma saulgeensis, 3249 nucleotides. Lineage: Eukaryota; Fungi; Ascomycota; Saccharomycetes; Saccharomycetales; Saccharomycetaceae. The record is from the annotation of a GenBank genome assembly.